Messenger RNA from Melanotaenia boesemani (Boeseman's rainbowfish), 581 nucleotides. Its product is annotated as WAP four-disulfide core domain protein 3-like. The record is from RefSeq and is a predicted model, not a curated record. Bases 23 to 373 code for a protein of 116 amino acids. NCBI's taxonomy places the organism in Eukaryota, Metazoa, Chordata, Actinopteri, Atheriniformes, Melanotaeniidae. Gene Ontology annotation, biological process: innate immune response; antibacterial humoral response. The transcript has 4 exons. Gene Ontology annotation, cellular component: extracellular region. Gene Ontology annotation, molecular function: peptidase inhibitor activity.
AUUCAGCCUGUAUUAAGUGAACAUGGAGAGACGCUGGUUUGCAAUAUGUGUACUGUUUUUGGUAUCCGGCAUAUUUUUGCAGUCUCAUGCAACUUCCUUUCGAAAAAAAGGUCAUUGCCCAAGAAUCUUUUAUGGCAUCAUAUGGCAACACUGUCUGAAAGAUGGAGACUGUCCUGGAAACCAUAAAUGCUGUUUGUUUGACAGGACCUUUGCCUGCGCCCCUCCUGUUAUUAAAGUGUGUCCUGACACCAACGGGAGGGUGGGACUGUGUGCUGAGUUCUGCUCUUCAGACCGCGACUGCUCAAGGGGUUUUAAGUGCUGUUCCAAUGGGUGUGGGCAUCAGUGCACUAGACCAGUAACUGUGUAUCUGUAAAGCCACGUUACUGCAGUCUGGGAACGUUCACUGUCAGGAGGGCUGAGCUCCACGGUGUUGAUCAAAAGAAAAGGAGUGCUGUGAGACAACCUGUGGUCAUGUCUGCAAGGAACUCUUUCUGUGGGACAAGAAGCAUGAAUAAAUAGCAUUUAUCACAGAAGGCAAUCUUUUGGUUUCUUUACUGUAAAGUAAUUGAUUAAAAUUCUCA